Messenger RNA from Peronospora farinosa, 780 nucleotides. The record is from the annotation of a GenBank genome assembly. Lineage: Eukaryota; Oomycota; Peronosporomycetes; Peronosporales; Peronosporaceae.
AUGCUUUUAUUUUUAAACCAGGUUUAUGCUGAUUUAUAUAAAACUCUCAUUACGCAUGACAACUUCAUUAGCGAUAUGAAACCCAACAGCGUGUCCAACGAAAUGCUGACGCUGUACGAAGCGCAGUGUCGUGCCCAUGAGACGGUGUUGGCUUUACAAGCACAAAUCGAAGAGGAAGAAUCCGUGUACUUUGAAGAAACUCCGCAUGGAAAUAUUAUUCGAGGCUGGGACGGCUUCAUCGAUUCAAAACAGCCGCGCAAAGACGCCAACCUAAAAAAGAUUAAACCGUACACUGAUUCGGAACAUCUCUUCUCUAGCUGUUGCUUGUAUUCUAGCAUGGCAAGUGAGCCAAGUAUUGACCAGGUGGAUAUCUAUGGCUCAAUCAAAGACGAGAACAUUACUCGACCACGUAAACUUACAGUCACGUUGUCAGUGGGAAAAGGGACGGGCACAGCAGGGAGUAUCAGUGGAGUGGUAGACAGUGCCGCCGCUCCACACAGCACGAACGCGGUUUACAAUGGAACUAUGGUGCCAAAGACGAGCAAAACUCCGGUCACUCAUCUCGUGACGGGAAAAGAGGCAGCAGCUUCGAGUUACCAAAACAGCAAAGCCUCCAAGCUUAUGAAGAGGAAGAGAGAAGCUGAGGCGGCAGCGGCUGUCACUGCAAGGUUGCACGAGACGGUGUCAACAAACAUGCCGACUAUUAAUGCCGUGACAACGAGCACGACUACAACUGUAGCGGUACAGCCACCCGCGAGUGAUUUCCUCGAUGUGCUAUAA